This is a messenger RNA of Dreissena polymorpha, 1842 nucleotides long. RefSeq names its product N-acylglucosamine 2-epimerase-like. The transcript is spliced from 11 exons. Gene Ontology annotation, biological process: N-acetylglucosamine metabolic process; N-acetylmannosamine metabolic process; carbohydrate metabolic process. Lineage: Eukaryota; Metazoa; Mollusca; Bivalvia; Myida; Dreissenidae. The record is from RefSeq and is a predicted model, not a curated record. Gene Ontology annotation, molecular function: N-acylglucosamine 2-epimerase activity. Bases 116 to 1321 code for a protein of 401 amino acids.
AAGUCGUUCAUAGCUGAUAACGGCAAGUAGGGCAGACCACGUGAUUGUAUACGGCGUAGAGCGAUUAUUGUUAUCAGCUACACAUAAUACGGAAGAUAUGGUCGUAUCUUAAACGAUGGCUGAGAAAAGACUUCAAGAGUUUUACGACGAGAUAAGUGAGGAUCUGACCAGAUGUGUGCAGUUCUGGUUGACACAUUCACACGACGAUAAAUACGGAGGCUUUUUCAAUUGCAUUGAUGAAGACGGAACCGUGUAUGACGAAACAAAACACGUUUGGCUUCAGGCCCGGCAGGUGUGGAUGUACGCUAAGUUGUAUAACGAGGAGGAACAGUUUAACACUCAAGCUGUGCUACAAGCCGCAGAAAAAGGGGCGGGGUUUCUUAUGAAGUUCGCCAAGGACGCGUCGACGGGCAGGUGUUAUCUUAUUCUUACCCGAGAUGGAAGACCAAUCAAAAUGCAACGUACGAUAUUCUCGGAAUGCUUCUACACCAUGGCUAUGUCCGAAAUGGCCAAGGCGACGAAACAAGAAUUGUACAAGACCGAGGCAAUCCAAAUGAUGGACAGACUCAUUCACUGGGUACGCGAAGACGACACGGACAUCCGACUAGGGCGUCCGCCGCUGUCGGGUGAGGCGAGGUCUGAGUCUCUGGCGGUACCCAUGAUGCUGCUGUGUGUGACACACGAGCUUCAAACCCUGGACCCGUCCCUCGGCGCCAGGUACCGCGACAUACAGGAGUGGAGCGUGCAGAAAGCGCUGUCGCAUGUACAGCGCGAGGGGACUGUGAUCCUAGAAAACGUGAGCACUUCAGGAACGGAACUUCCGGGAUCACUGGGUCGUCUCAUGAUACCAGGUCAUGCAAUAGAGGCCGGUUGGUUCCUUUUGCGGUACGCAAAACAAAACGGUCGUGACGAGCUUGCCCAAAAGGCAAUCGACCAAUUUAUGAAUGACCCUUUUGCCAGAGGUUGGGACGAUGAAUGCGGGGGACUUUACUACUUUCUAGAUGCCGAUAGAUACAGUCCAGUGCAGCUAGAAUGGAACAUGAAGAUGUGGUGGGUACACACGGAGACAAUGGUCGCUUUCCUGAUGGCUUAUCAACACACACGUGACGGGGACCACCUCGAUACGUUUGCACGUGUUUAUGACUACUGCUACUCAAAUCACGUUGACAAGAAGCGAGGAGAAUGGUACGGAUAUCUGAACAGGGACGGGUCUGUGUCCAUGAGGUUUAAAGGUGGACCAUGGAAAGGUUGUUUCCACGUACCCAGAUCACUCCUUUAUUGCAAGCAGAUGCUGUCUGAACUACUCAAACGACCAACCUAAACCUAAAUUAUGACAACAUUGUUAUAAAAAUAGUUACUCUUUACUUUAAAAAUAGUAUUUCGUUAUCCAUAGAAAUUUUCAACAAAAACGUGUAAUCUUUGUUCCAAUUGCUUUUAACAUAUUUGUGUCUCUUACUUUGCAUCGUUUUUUAUGAACAUAUUGUAAAAUAGUGUCAUGAAGAUCAUAUUUAGUUUAGUUACACUAAAGUACAGUCAACAAUCCAAUAGUAAACCUUCCCUUUUAAGUCAUUAUCUCUGGGCUAAGUGUGUGUAUCGUCUUGCAUGGUAUAGCCAAUUGCCUCAAGUUCAAGUCUAGCCGACAAGAAUUUAUCUCAUUAGUUUCCUUAUUUCUAUAAAUGUAUAACGUAUAUAAUCUACUCUGUUAUGUGUUUUAUUUAUUCAUAAAGAACCACUAUGAGUAUUUUACAUUUUCCCUUUGGAAACAAUAGGAUGUGCAUAUAUGUGCAAAGGAUAUACAUAAUAAUAAAAUUAUAUAUUUAAUUAAAACCUUACACAAAUGAA